Molecule: messenger RNA, 345 nt
Organism: Fonsecaea monophora
Lineage: Eukaryota; Fungi; Ascomycota; Eurotiomycetes; Chaetothyriales; Herpotrichiellaceae
Exons: 3
Coding region: 1-345 (114 amino acids)
Biological process (GO): vesicle fusion; vesicle-mediated transport
Cellular component (GO): plasma membrane; SNARE complex
Molecular function (GO): SNAP receptor activity; syntaxin binding
Source: RefSeq, a predicted model, not a curated record
AUGGCUUCAGAAGCGCCUUACGAUCCCUAUAUACCUGCUGGCGGACAAGGCGGCGCACAGCCGGCCAGCAACCAGAGAACAGCUGCCUUGCAAGCGCAAAUCGAUGAUACCGUCGGUGUUAUGCGUGAGAAUAUCAACAAGGUAUCGCAAAGAGGCGAGCGACUGGACUCGCUGCAAGAUAAGACCGACAACCUCGCCGUUUCCGCACAGGGCUUCCGCAGAGGGGCAAACCGAGUCCGAAAACAGAUGUGGUGGAAGGACAUGAAGAUGCGCAUGUGUUUGAUCGUCGGCAUCAUCGUGCUACUCAUUGUCAUUAUUGUCCCAGCAGUGGUCGCCACACGAUAA